CUGGCAGAUGACGGCAUUCUUCUUUUUGAAAGAGAUAUUAAGCAUUUAAACCUGCAAAAGCAUUGUUUUUUAUAUUAAACAUGCAGCGAAGCAUAGCGUCUUUCUUUCAGCCAAAAUGUAAGGAGAAGAACAAUGAAACCACUGAAACAAAAUCAGAACCUAUUAAAAGUCCUCUUAAACCUCAGAAUAGUGAACAAGAUUGUGAUUCUCCUGUGAAAAAGAUAAGCAAACGAAGCCGAGCAAUCUUGGAUAGUGACGAUGAAGACCAGCAAAUUGUAAAAGAGGACUCCAAACAAGGUGAUGGCAAAGCUGCCACACCAGCCAAAGAAAAGGCUGAAAUUAAGAGUACUUCUACUAAAUCUUCACCUAAGCCCCUUGAUACUCAGACAACACCUGUCACGCCAGUAACUCCCGCUCUAUCAGCGACUUCUGGAACUCCUGAUACGCCAAAUUCAGCAUCACCCUCCAGCAUCCCAAAGCGCAAGACUGCCCGUAAGCAGUUUCCCAAACGAAAACUGGACACGAGGAGUGAUGGUGAGGAGGAGCAGGAGAAAGAGGGUAAGGGGAGAGAGGAGGGACAGGAGAGAAAAAGAGCAAGAUUAGAGGAAUCUUCUGAUAAGAUGGAGAAUAAGGUGGAAGUUAUGGAGGUGGAGGAGAAAAGCAUAAAUAAAGAAACCAUGAACGAGCAAUUGAAAGAGAAGGAUCAAGAAACUACUAAUGGCACAGAGGAAAAGAUUAAUCAACAGAGUGAUGCAAAGGAAGCCACAAGGUCGAAAGGAGAGGAUGUGGUAAAUGGCAAGCACUUAGAGAAAGAAAAAGUAAAGCAGGAAAAAUGCAGUCCUGAAAAAUGUUUAAUGGAAGGAAGGGAUGCAGAGAUGAAAGAGGGAUCUGCUAAGAAAAAAGCCAUCAGCAGUUUCUUUGCACCUAGAAAGGCUGCAGUCAAGUUGGAAAAAUCAGAAGAGAAGCGUGAUGUUGAAAUAAAAAAGGAUGGCGAGAAGGCUGCUACUGCUUCCGAGGAUAAAGAAAUGAAGGGUGAAAACGGGGCAGGUCCAGCGAACCAGAGCCAAUAUGAUCCAUCUAAAGCUCACUAUCAUCCAAUUGACGAUGCCUGUUGGAAAAGGGGCCAGAGAGUUCCAUAUUUGGCUGUUGCUCGCACCUUUGAAAAAAUUGAAGAAGAGUCAGGCAGGCUGAGAAAUAUUGAGACUCUGUCCAACCUUCUGCGCUCUGUCAUCCUGCUCUCUCCUGAUGACCUUUUGUGCUGUGUGUAUCUGUGCCUGAACCAGCUUGGCCCUGCCUACCAGGGGCUCGAGUUGGGUGUUGGGGAGACUGUGCUGAUGAAGGCUGUUGCACAGGCAACUGGACGACAGCUAGACAAAAUAAGGGCAGAGGCACAGGAAAAAGGGGACCUGGGUUUGGUGGCCGAGACUUCACGUAGCAACCAGCGAAUGAUGUUUGCACCGGCAAAUUUGACAGCAACCGGGGUGUUUACCAAACUGAAGGAGAUUGGCAACAUGAGUGGCAAUUCUGCAAUGAAUAAGAAAAUUGACAUCAUCAAGGGUCUGUUUGUAGCUUGUCGUUUCUCAGAGGCCAGAUACAUUGUACGGUCAUUAGCAGGGAAACUGCGGAUUGGCUUGGCUGAACAAAGUGUCUUAGCAGCUCUUAGUCAGGCAGUGUGUCUGACUCCACCAGGUCAAGAGUUUCCACCAGCAGUGAUUGAUGCAGGAAAGGGGAUGAGUACAGAAAGCAGAAGAGCGUGGCUUGAAGAGAAGGGACUUAUUCUGAAACAAACUUAUUGUGAAAUGCCAAACUAUGAUGCCAUCAUUCCAGUCAUGUUAAAGGUGGGCAUUAAUGAGCUGCCCAAUCACUGCAAACUCACUCCAGGUGUCCCUUUGCGUCCCAUGCUGGCUCACCCCACAAAGGGAGUUGGGGAGGUGAUGAAGAGAUUUGAUGAGGCAGCUUUCACCUGCGAGUACAAGUAUGAUGGAGAAAGAGCACAGAUCCACAUUCUUGAGAGUGGUGAGGUUCGUAUUUUUAGUCGAAAUCAAGAGGACAACACCAGCAAAUACCCUGACAUCAUUUCACGUAUUCCUCAGGUAAAAAAAGAUAUAGUGCGUAGCUGUGUAUUGGACACAGAGGCUGUGGCAUGGGACAAAGAAAAAAAGCAGAUUCAGCCCUUUCAGGUUCUAACCACACGCAAAAGAAAGGAUGUAGAUGCGUCCGAGAUUAAAGUGCAGGUGUGUGUGUACGCCUUUGAUCUGCUAUACCUCAAUGGAGAGUCUCUUGUGCGGGAGCCGUUGAGUAAGCGCCGAACUCUGUUGAGGGAGAGUUUUGAGGAAAAAGAGGGGGAGUUUGUCUUUGCUCGUUCUCUUGACUGUGACAACACCGAAACCAUUGCUGAGUUCCUAGAGCAGUCCAUCAGAGACUCUUGUGAAGGCUUGAUGGUGAAGACCUUGGAAAAAGAUGCCACUUACGAAAUUGCUAAGCGCUCUCAUAACUGGCUUAAGCUUAAGAAGGAUUAUCUGGAGGGUGUGGGGGACACAGUGGAUCUGUGUGUGAUUGGGGCAUAUCUGGGAAAAGGUAAAAGAGCAGGAACCUAUGGGGGUUUCUUGCUGGCCUGCUAUGAUGAGGACAAUGAGGAGUUUCAGUCUGUCUGCAAGAUUGGAACAGGCUUUAAAGAUGAAGAUUUGGAGCAACAUUACAACUUCUUAAAGGAGCAUAUCCUGCCUAAGCCCCGUGCCUAUUACCGAGUGGACCAAUCAGCAGAGCCAGAUGUUUGGCUGGAUGCUGUACAAGUGUGGGAAGUGAAAUGUGCCGACCUGUCGCUAUCUCCGGUUUACAAGGCUGCUAUGGGAUUGGUGGACCCAGAGAAAGGGAUUUCACUGCGAUUUCCUCGAUUCCUCCGUCUCAGAGACGACAAGAAGCCUGAGGACGCCACAACUGGAGCACAGAUUGCUGAUCUGUACAGUAAACAGCAGCAGAUUCAGAAUCAAGGAGAAAAACACGAUUUAGAGGAUUACUACUGAUCCCCACUGACUGACUCCUGUAAUCACCAGACUGAAUCAAAUUGAUCUUUUCUUGCUGUCCUGGUGGAAGCUCAAUACAAACUUUUUAAAUAAAUGCUUCUUUUUCAGGUUUUGCAUGGAUUUUAAGUGAAAGUACAAUUGAAAACUGUACAUAGGAUUAAAAUCAGUCUUGAAAUAAAAAUGCUUU
Messenger RNA from Trichomycterus rosablanca, 3210 nucleotides. It is a transcript of the gene lig1, whose product is annotated as ligase I, DNA, ATP-dependent. Gene Ontology annotation, biological process: DNA recombination; Okazaki fragment processing involved in mitotic DNA replication; lagging strand elongation. Bases 81 to 3023 code for a protein of 980 amino acids. The transcript has 27 exons. NCBI's taxonomy places the organism in Eukaryota, Metazoa, Chordata, Actinopteri, Siluriformes, Trichomycteridae. Gene Ontology annotation, molecular function: DNA binding; ATP binding; DNA ligase (ATP) activity. Gene Ontology annotation, cellular component: nucleus; mitochondrion. The record is from RefSeq and is a predicted model, not a curated record.